Molecule: messenger RNA, 1920 nt
Organism: Capsicum annuum
Lineage: Eukaryota; Viridiplantae; Streptophyta; Magnoliopsida; Solanales; Solanaceae
Product: plasmodesmata-located protein 2
Exons: 4
Coding region: 139-1041 (300 amino acids)
Biological process (GO): transport of virus in multicellular host; plasmodesmata-mediated intercellular transport
Cellular component (GO): plasmodesma
Source: RefSeq, a predicted model, not a curated record
UCUUGCACAAUAAAAGAGAGUUGUAUUUACACUUUCCUUCAACAUUUUCUUGAUUUCACUUUCCAAAAAAGUAACCAAAAAAAACUUCAAAAAAGACCCAAACAACAAUGGAAUAAUCAAUCAAGAAUCCAAAAAAAAAUGGACUUGCCCACAAAGCCAUUUUGCAUAUUCUCACUUUUUUUGGUUACAUUUACCAUGCUUAAGCUAACCCCACUAGCUAAAUCUGAUUCAGAUUACACUAAGUUAGUGUACAAAGGUUGUGCUAAACAAGAUUUGUCAGAUCCAUCUGGUGUUUACUCACAAGCACUUUCAUCACUUUUUGGUACACUUGUUUCACAAUCUUCAAAGUAUAAGUUUUAUAAGACUAGUACUGGUAGUGGACAAUCAACAAUUUCUGGUCUUUUUCAAUGUAGAGGUGACCUUAGUAAUGUUGGUUGCUAUAAAUGUGUUAGUGGUUUGCCUAUACUUAUUGAUAAGCUAUGUGGUAGUAAGCCUGUUGCUGCAAGAAUUCAGCUUUUUGGGUGUUAUAUGCUUUAUGAGGUUGCUGGUUUUCCUCAAAUAUCUGGCAUGGAGAUGCUGUUCAAGACUUGUAGUGGGAAAAAUGCUCCAGGUAGUGGAUUUGAGGAAAGAAGGGAUACUGCUUUUUCCGCAUUGGAAAAUGGCAUGGCUAGUAGCAACGGCUUCUACACAGCAAACUAUCAGUCUGUUUAUACCGUGGGGCAAUGUGAAGGGGAUGUUGGCUCAGCUGAUUGUGCCGAUUGCGUGAAAAAUGCUGUCCAAAAAGCUCAGGUGGAAUGUGGAAGCUCCGUCUCUGGCCAAAUCUUUCUGCACAAAUGUUUUAUUGGUUAUAGUAAUUCUCCAAAUUGGGUUCCCGAUACAUCGCCAUCAUCUUCAGAUUGGUCCCCUUCUUCAUCUUCAGGGCCAGGGCAAAAUGUGGGGAAGACGGUGGCUAUAAUAGUAGGAGGGGUAGCUGGAGUAGGGUUUAUCCUCAUAUGCGUGCUAUUUGCAAGGAAUCUAAUGAAGAAACAUGACGAUUAUUGAAGGGGUCAGAUUUGUUUACUAUGACCGGCAACGCUUUCUUGAGGUGGAUUCUUUUUUCGGUUCUCUUCUUGAAAGGAAAAUAAUUUUCUUUUCCGAAUCAUCGAGAAGUAGAAAUUAAAGGAUUUUGUGGCUGUAAUUCUUGGUAUUCUUAGUUCUUGAAAAUUAGUGUUUUCUUCCCGUCUGUCCUGGUCUCGGUGAACAAAGUUACCUGAUACCUGUUGCUGGUGGGAGAUGUAGUUAUCCCGUGGAAUUAGUUAAGGUUCGCGAAAGCUGGCCAGACACCACGGUCGUCAAGAAAAAAUGUUGAACUUACAUUGUUAGUCAAUUAUUAACAAGAUUAGAAAUUGUCAUGUGCAUGUUGUCUCUUUUUCCAGUUGACUUGAAUAAUGCUUCUAGAUUUUUUUCAAAAGUUUCAUACUUUACAGAAAGUUUUCUUGUUUUCUCUUCAACUCCAGGCUGUAUAUGUUUGUCUGAAUCCCCGUCGUUUUAUCUUAUAUCUAUGCCUUUAUGCUAGUCCAGUCGAAGUCCAUUACUGACAGUAACUAAUGAGAAACUCCAAGACUAACAACAGCAAGGUGUAUCAUAUCCAGCAGUUCAUUGCAUUUGUUUUUGUCCCCUCGACUUGGAAAGGUGAAAAAGAACUGAAAGACACGGGGAUGACAGGAAGUUUCCGAUGGUUCAUUUUUGUGAUAAUGAAAGGGAGAAGAGAAUCUUGUAUCCCUCGGAUUGUCAGAGUUGGCCUCACUUUAGUAAGAAAACAUUGGAACCGAUUCUUGUAAUCUACCGGAGUAUAUUCAUCGUAGAUUGCUUUUGUUAAUCUCCGGAACAUCUUGUAUUUCCUAACAGCAGAUUUUGCUAAAUUGCAAAAGAUUUCUAUUG